AUGCGCCUUCAAACAAUCCAAGGAUGGCUUACUGUGACUUGUGCAGAUAACGAACUAAGAAAUCUUCGUGAAGAGGGCAACGAAAAUCAGUGUAAGUAUGGAUACGAGGAUGAAAACCAACCAGGGUGUCGAUUCCAUCAGCUUAACAUUAAAACUGCUCACCUAUUAGCCAUUCGAUACAUAAGCAAACGUCGAUAUAAAUAUCAGAGGACAGUCAACGGUGUAACAUCUUACACACACAGAAAAGAUGCGCAUUUGUACGCAAUUUGCAGAAAAAAUUCUUGCACUUGCUGCAUGCAAUAUUACAGUCCUGACACCCUUUUGCUUACUCGGAGUUCUGACACAGCGGGAAAAAUCAAGCCAACCGCUAACGUCUCUGCACAGUAUAUCAUUGCAUACCAUGGAUCACAAGGGGCUACCUUGGGAAGACACUUGGAAACGAUC
Molecule: messenger RNA, 444 nt
Organism: Opisthorchis viverrini
Lineage: Eukaryota; Metazoa; Platyhelminthes; Trematoda; Opisthorchiida; Opisthorchiidae
Exons: 1
Source: RefSeq, a predicted model, not a curated record